Rhagoletis zephyria (snowberry fruit fly) is the source of this 914-nucleotide messenger RNA. Its product is annotated as general odorant-binding protein 57c-like. Lineage: Eukaryota; Metazoa; Arthropoda; Insecta; Diptera; Tephritidae. The record is from RefSeq and is a predicted model, not a curated record. Gene Ontology annotation, molecular function: odorant binding.
AAUUUUUCGCUGGUCGGCAAACAGGUAAAAACGCUUUGUGUAACGUAAAACGAUUCGAGUGGAGGCAGCAAACGCAGCCACUUUUUUUUGCUUAAUUUCGCACAAAAGUCAAAACGUACCUUUUUGCUGUUCAACCGGCUGAGGAUGUAUCAAUUUGAAGUGAAUCGUAAAAAAGCCAUUGCAAAGGAGGCGACGCACAGCAACGGCCUCAGAAUGGCAUUACCUAUUCCAGCUUGGUUGAUGCUACUGACUGCUGUAAUGCUAUUUUUUUCGUCAUUAGGAGGAGUGAAUGCGACACCUGCUGCAUCUACUAAGAGCUUUAUGGAGGCUUGUCUAGAGCGGAACAAUAUCACCCACGAGGAAUUGGAUCAGUUUCCCGAUGACCCAAGCCCCGAAGACGUUGAACAGAAGUUCAAAUGCUAUGCAAAUUGUCUGCUGGAUGGGAUGGGCAUUUUGGAUGAAAAUGGAAAAAUCAUGGCGGAUUCUAUGCACGAAUGGGGUAUAUUGAGUGAUGAAAGUUAUGAGAACAUGAUAGAAUGCAAAGCGGCAAAUGACAUGGAGGAUGAUCCGUGCGAGUAUAGUUUUGGAAUUGUUAUCUGUGCGCGAGUUAAUAUUGAACAUCACAGUGAUGAGAUCGAGCCGAUCGAAGAAGAGCGCCGGAAGUGAAUAACAAAAUUAAANAUUAUUAGAAAAAUUAAAAAGAAAAAUGUUUUUAUAAAUAUAUUUUCCUCUUUAGAAUUUUUAAAAUUAACGAAGAACUCGAAUACUUUAGUUUGGGCGAUUCGAUUAAACUGUCUAAUGUAUGUUGAAUAUUUCUGGCUGUUCCUAGCUGGAAAGCGAUAUAAUAAAUAUAAAUAAUUAAUGAUUAUGUAUGUAUGUAUAUAUAUUAAAAUACAUGACUCUUUCUCUCUUUC